AUGCAUUCCACCCGCUUUUACCGCUUCCCACCCACCUCUCUCUGUCUCCGUGGUAAUUCUAUCACCAGAACAAUAACUGCUAACGUAAAGGUUUUGCGACUAACCAAACCACAGAAUCCACCGUGGGAACAGGCGUCGUGGGAAAUUUCUUUUUUUAUCUUUCCUUUUUCGGGCUUUCUUUCUUUUUCUUCGCUUUUCUUUCUUUUUCUUCACUUUUCUUUCUUUCCUUUUUCUCUCUUUCUCAUUGUCUUUCUUUCUGUCACUCUUUUUUCUUCUUUUUGUUUCUCUUUGUGCGUUCCUUUCGUUCUUUCUUUUUCUCUUUCUGCUUUUUUUGUCUCUCGUUCUUUCUGUCUCUCUUUCUUUCGUUCUUUCUCUUUCUAUUUCUGUUUUUCUGCCUCUCGUUCUAUCUGUCUCUCUUUUCGGUCUUUCUGUUUUUCUUUCUGUCUCUCUUUCUUUCGUCCUUGCUGGCUUUUUUUUCUGUCGGUCUCUUUUUUAUUUCACUCUAUCUAUCUUUCUUUCUGUCUCUUUUACUGUCUCUCUUUCUUUCCUUUAUUCUGUUUUCUUUGCUUUUCUUUCUAUUUUUUGUGUCUUUUCUUUUGGUUUUCUUUGUCUUUCUUUCUGUUUUUCUUUCUCUCUCUCUCUCUCCAUCUUUCUUUCUUCCCGUCUUUCUUUCUGUUUGUAUGUCUUUCUCUCUUUCUCUCUUUCUUUCUCUCUCUCUCUCUCUCUCUCUUCAUCACUUAUCUCAACCUAUCUAUUUUUGUUAGCCUAUAUCUGUUUCAAUCUGUUUAUUCUGUCUGCUCGACCAUCUGUACGUCUGUCAAUUUGUGA
This is a messenger RNA of Acanthosepion pharaonis, 828 nucleotides long. Lineage: Eukaryota; Metazoa; Mollusca; Cephalopoda; Sepiida; Sepiidae. The record is from the annotation of a GenBank genome assembly.